Messenger RNA from Pollicipes pollicipes, 681 nucleotides. RefSeq names its product zinc finger protein ZIC 4-like. Gene Ontology annotation, molecular function: RNA polymerase II cis-regulatory region sequence-specific DNA binding; DNA-binding transcription factor activity, RNA polymerase II-specific. Gene Ontology annotation, biological process: regulation of transcription by RNA polymerase II. The transcript has 4 exons. NCBI's taxonomy places the organism in Eukaryota, Metazoa, Arthropoda, Thecostraca, Pollicipedomorpha, Pollicipedidae. The coding region runs from base 1 to 681 and encodes 226 amino acids. Gene Ontology annotation, cellular component: nucleus. The record is from RefSeq and is a predicted model, not a curated record.
AUGGCUGCUUGCUACACGCCAGCAGGUUUAGCGUUCGGCUCCGGCUGGGGCCCCGCCGACACGCCGUACCACGCCGGCUACGGCGCUGGCUACGGCGCCCACGCCACACACGGCCUCCUGCGGUGCGCGCCAGCCGCGCUCGGUGACUUCAGCUACGCCGGCUACGGCGGCGGCGCGCCGUACCCGUCGUCGUACGCGGCGUACGGGGGCUGCCCGCGCGCCGGCCAGCCAUUCCAGGCCAAGUACAAGCUGGUAAACCACCUGCGCGUGCACACCGGGGAGCGGCCGUUCGCGUGCCCGGCGCCUGGCUGCGGCCGUGUGUUCGCCCGCUCCGAGAACCUCAAGAUCCAUAAACGGACGCACACAGGGGAGAAGCCGUUUGUGUGCGAGUUCGAGGGCUGCCAGCGACGCUUCGCCAACAGCUCCGACCGCAAGAAGCACGCGCACGUGCACACCACCGAUAAGCCGUACCGGUGCAGGGCCCAGGGCUGCCACAAGAGCUACACGCACCCCAGCUCGCUCCGCAAGCACGCCAAAGCGCACUGCAGACCUGCCCCCGGCGUGAACCAGUGGGACAUCGCGGCCGAGUGGAGAGCGGCGUCGUCGCCCCGGUACGGUCAGCCGGCGUACCUCGGCGCGCACACCCUGCACAGCUGGCGGGCGGCCGAGGCGGUGUACUGA